Molecule: messenger RNA, 2774 nt
Organism: Halichondria panicea
Lineage: Eukaryota; Metazoa; Porifera; Demospongiae; Suberitida; Halichondriidae
Exons: 22
Coding region: 226-2538 (770 amino acids)
Biological process (GO): regulation of GTPase activity; negative regulation of Ras protein signal transduction
Cellular component (GO): cell cortex
Molecular function (GO): protein binding; GTPase activator activity
Source: RefSeq, a predicted model, not a curated record
ACAAUGAAUAUCAUUAGGUGGUAGUUUCUGUAGUAAAGAGAGAAUAUUGAAGGUCGCUAAACCAACCAUAGCUAGCUGGACUGCAUCUUGUGCAGACACCUUGCUCAAAGUAAACGUAAGAUUGGAACCACUGUGAUCGUUGCGAGCUCAAGAACAAACAAAAGUUCAAAGAUAAACUAAGUUGUCAAGUAGACUAGCUACUAAGUAAACACUCCAGGCCUAGCAAUGGCUGUCAACCUACUGAGGAAAUCCUUCAGACUCAAGAGAAACACUGUCCCUCUGCUUGUGCCCAGAGAAGAGGAGCCCAUUGAUUCAAUCGACUUUGCAGAAGCCUUUCUCAAAGUGCAAAAAGAGAUACAAGAUCUCAAGAAUGAGAUAUCACAACAGAGUAAAAAGAACUUCAAAUUGGACAAGGACUUGCGGUUCUUUGAUGCAAGAAUAGCUCUGCUCAUCAAUCACAAGAUCACUGUUGAGGAGCUUGAGAGCAGAGUAUUUGAUGAAGACUGUCCUAUGAUGCUACCAGGUGUAAUGAAGGACCUUCAACAUCCUGAGCUGUAUGGGCGUCUGCUAUUUCUCCUGCAAACCACUCCCGAGUAUAUAGCCAAGCUCAUUCGACUGGUGUCCCUCAAAGAGAUUGACGGGCUACUGCAGAUUGUCAUGUUCACUCUCUAUGGUAACCAGUACGAGGACAGAGAGGAACAUCUCCUACUAUCCAUGUUUGAACAUGCUCUGACGUUUGAAGUGCAAGAGGCUACAGAGAUCAACAGUCUCAUGAGAGCCAACACGGCCAUCACACGGAUGAUGACUCAGUACUGCAGACGUGGCCCUGGUCAAGAGUUUGUGAAGAGUUCUCUUGGUGAGACCAUCAAGAAAUUGGUCAACUACGAUGGCUCCAUGGAGAUUGACCCUCUUAAAAUCUACCAGGAGAUGAUAGAAAAUGAGGAGGUCAAACCGUCUGAAGCAAAUAAUCUGUAUCAAGACGCUGAGGCUCAUCCUAAAGUCCAAGAGCUGAUUCAAAAGCACAUACCAAUCCUACAAGAAUAUGUCCUUUUCAUUCUAAAGCGACUGAAAGAAAUCAUCAACGAAGUUCCCUUUGGCAUCCGGUGGCUAUGCAAGGCCACACGUGCUCUGGUGCAGGAGAAGUUCCCUGAAGCCGAGGUGGACACCAUCAAUGCUUUUGUGGGGGGCUUCUUCUUCCUGCGCUACAUCAACCCCGUCAUCGUUACUCCCCAUGCGUACCGACUGAUUCAGAACCCCCCUCCCAAACAAGCUCGACGCAACCUCACAUUGGUGGUGAAGGUGCUCCAGAAGUUGGCCAACACAUCCAGUGUUAGAGAGAGCUACAUGAUGCCAUUAAAUUCAUUUGUCCAAGCACAUAACGAUGAAUUGAAAUCAUUCCUGGGUGACUUGUGUCAGGUGGACGACUUCCACGAAGCCCUACAACUGGAGGAGUACAUUGCCCUCUGUCGUAAGGACCUUCAGAUCGACAUAGCAGUCAGCGAGAUAUCACUCCUACACACUCAGCUUGGCAAGUACCAGAAUGACAUGAAAGUGUCAGCUGACGAUCCUCUGGGCAAGCUCCUAAAAGACCUUCGUGAGCCAAACGAAGACAACCUGAAGAGCAAGGCUAUGGUCAAACUAGACCUCAUCCAAAUAAGAGAACACUUAGGUCUGUCGGAAGACCUGAUAGAGCUGCCAAUGUUUUCUCCGCGGGGGGUCUCUCUGGACGUCUCAGACGAGAUAGCCACCACCUGGAGACAGUGCAAGCACAUGCUGCUACGACUCUUCGGAAUGUCUCCUCACUGUCUCCAGGAGCCCACCUUGAAUGCAGCUGUGACACUGGCUUUAGCGUCUCCUCUGGACGACAUCAGAUCAAAUGCUGAGCUGGUCAGAGAGCACCUUAAGACGCUCACCAACUUGGGGGGUCUCAAUCAUCAGGGGAGGGAUCUAUUUGAGGAAGUUAAUAAGUGUUUCCCUGACAAGAGCGUGCUCCUAGAGAAGGCUAAGAUAGAGCUCAAAAGUCUCACUAAUGUCCAUGAGGCUAUGCUGGAACACAGUGACUACCUUCAGGACCAGCUGGAUGCCUACAAAGAGUAUCUCGCAGCAGUCAGAACCAAAGUAGGAGAAGUGCAACCUAGUAACAACAUGUUCAGAAAGGCCAGAGGAACAUAUCGAUUCUCGCACCAGGCUCUAGAGAAGGAAGGAGUGAUUCUGGAGACUCCUGGCAUACCCGAGCAAAGAAGAAAGGCCAUCUCCUACCAAAUGAGCUGUCCAGAGCCUGGGAUCUAUCUCCUCUCAAUGCACUACAAAGGACACCAGAAAGCUAUCUACGAGAAGACUCUGCAUCUGGAGGACCUGCUGGAGCUACAACACCUUCGUGACCCUGUGAUAGACAUGGAGGGAUUUGUGAUACUCAACGUACGGAGAACAUUGCUCCUGUUGAAUCGAUACUUUAUGCGACGAGAGGCUGGUCCAAGUCGACCAAUGAGCCGUCACUUCUCUGCCCCAGCUCUCACCCUCAAUGGAACAAAGAACUGAGCAACUGCCCUCAAUAAACAUUACUUACCCGUAUUGUCUCACAAACCGUAUUUCUCUGUGCAUUUUCUUAUGUCUCAAUUCUUUUCAUUCAUCUCCUUUUUUUUAAUAACUUGUAUUCAGUCUCAGACUGCUUAAUAGUUUACACUGUUAAUUUUUAUUGCCAUUAUUUUGCUCGUAUACAGAUUAACUGACAUGAAACUACCUUUAAAGAGCGAUUAUUGCCCUCUUCAUCCCUA